AAUAUUCUUUAGGCUUAUUCCACAAAAGUCAAAAUCAUAUGGUCGUAAAUCAUUUAAAAAAAUAUGUGAACAUAAAACAUUAAAUUGGAGCUUCUUCCAUGGCAGAGUAUUGAAAGUUAAUUAACCAAUGGGGAUUGGCAUUAGCAUAUUCUAUUUUAUCCCAAAACACUCAGAUUUUUCUUCUACACUUACUUGGGAUUUACUUAACUUUACUCUUUCUCGAUUCCGCUGAUAUUCUCAAACCCCAAAAUCUCUCUCUCCCUUCUUCUCUCUUUGAUUCGAUUCUGUUGAGCCCUCCACGGACUCAGUCCACUGUACACCGCUCUUCUUCAGCUUUCUCAGCCGCUCUUACCUUACCGGACUUCCUUUCUCUGCACAAAUCAUGGAGCUUCAACAACAAUUCAUGGAGCCCUUUGAUUGACAUCCUUUUUCUUCUUAAAAGGGUUUUUUUUCCUCUUUGAAUUCUGAAUCUGAGAUUCGAAAAUGGAGUUUCAGGAGGGUUUGAUGAAGUUUAUGGUUCAUAGACAUAUUAAACCCAACUGGGUUUUGGAGAAGGAUUCUCCAUCUGUUGCAGUUUCGGAGAUAACUAAUAGUCCUCGACGGAAAUGGCGGAUUUUCAGUCGGUCUUCUUCUUCCCCAUUUCCGUCCAAACCCCAAUUGAAGGAAAUACCCAAAGAAUUGCUUUGUCCGAUUACUGGGUCUUUAAUGGCGGACCCUGUAAUUGUCUCCUCUGGUCAUACUUUUGAAGCUGCUUGUGUUCAGGUUUGUAAAGAUUUAGGGUUGAAUCCGACUUUGUUAGAUGGUUCGAAACCGGAUUUCUCCUCUGUUAUCCCAAAUCUGGCUCUUAAAUCCGCCAUUUUCAAUUGGUGUAAAAAUUCCUCUUCUGAACCUCCUAAACCGCUCGAUUUCUCCUCUGCUGAAAAGCUCGUUCGAAAAUUCAUGGCGGCUCACAGUAAAAGCGAUGAGGAAUUGAUUCAAGGGAUUGCUGAGAAUCCUGUGGUCCGAUUCAACCAUGCCGCCACUGAAGUCACUCGUCGGAGCUCUCAUUUCCACUCGAGCUCCGAUGAAUCUGUAAGCGCCGCCGUUCCUACUCUGCCUCUUCCUCUUACGACUCGGCCGAGUUGCUGUUCUUCGUCUUCUUCCUCUGACGUCGAGAUCAUUGGUACUCUGAACUUGCCUGAAGAAGAAGAGAUCAUAGCGAAGCUUAAAAGUUCUCAGGUUAUUGAGAUUGAAGAGGCUGUGACUACGCUGAGAAAAAUCACAAGAACUCGAGAGGACAGCAGGGUUCAUCUCUGUUCUCCUUUGGUUCUCUCCGCUCUGCGAUCUCUCAUCGUCUCAAGGUACACUGGCGUUCAAGUGAAUGCAGUUGCAGCGCUUGUAAAUCUAUCUUUAGAGAAUGUGAACAAGGUCAAGAUCGUACGGUCGGGGAUUCUCCCUAAUUUGAUCGAUGUUCUGAAAGGGGGAUCGCCGGAGGUUCAGGAACAUGCUGCCGGCGCCAUUUUCAGCUUAGCUCUCGAGGACGACAACAAGACGGCAAUCGGCGUAUUGGGUGCUCUGCCACCAUUGAUACGGCUGUUGGUAUCCGACUCGGAGCAAACUCGGCACGACUCAGCUCUUGCUCUUUACCACUUAUCACACGUUCAGAGCAACCGUUCGAAGCUUGUGAAACUUGGGUCGGUGCCGGUUUUUCUCGGGAUGGUGAAAUCCCGCCACAUGGCCGGCUGUAUUUUGCUGAUUUUGUGUAACAUAGCAGCUUGUUUUGAGGGCCGGGCGGCGUUAUUGGACUCUGGUGCGGUGGAGUGUUUGGUGGGGAUGUUGAGGGAGAACGAGUUAGACUCUGAAUCGACUCGGGAGAGUUGUGUGGCGGUUCUGUUUGGACUGAGUUACGGCGGUUUGAGGUUCAAAGGUCUGGCAAAAACCGCCGGAGCAAUGGAUGUUUUCAUGGCGAUCGAGAAAAAUGGAACUGAGAGAUCAAAAGAGAAGGUGAAGAGAAUCAUUGAGUAUAUGAAAGCCAGAGAUGAGGAAGCUGAGGACGUGAAUUGGGAGGAAUUGCUCGACUCAGGUUGUUUCGGCAGCCGAACUCGGUGUCGACUGGGUGCUGGAAUGGACAGAUCCACCGCAAACUCGUCUGAGUUCUGAAUAGAACUCAUUUGAAUCUGUAAACUUGGGAUUUUUUUUUUCUUUUUCGUUUAUCAUUUGGGUUGUGAAUAUUAGUGAACAACAAACCCCUUUUGAUUUGAUUUGAUUUUUAACUCUGUUUUUUUCCUUCAUCUUCAUCUUCAUCUGUUUCCUUUUUUCUCUUUUCCUGGUGAAGAUGCCAAAUAAAAGCCUUCUAAAGAAGCGACCUCAAAAUUUUGUAUUGUGUAAUUUCUGUAAUUUGUGUAUUGUGAUUCAUUACAAUCUUCAUCUUUACCA
Molecule: messenger RNA, 2415 nt
Organism: Benincasa hispida (wax gourd)
Lineage: Eukaryota; Viridiplantae; Streptophyta; Magnoliopsida; Cucurbitales; Cucurbitaceae
Product: RING/U-box superfamily protein with ARM repeat domain-containing protein
Biological process (GO): protein ubiquitination
Molecular function (GO): protein binding; ubiquitin-protein transferase activity
Source: RefSeq, a predicted model, not a curated record